Messenger RNA from Paramuricea clavata, 2568 nucleotides. The record is from the annotation of a GenBank genome assembly. NCBI's taxonomy places the organism in Eukaryota, Metazoa, Cnidaria, Anthozoa, Malacalcyonacea, Plexauridae.
AUGGAAAGUCUCGGAGUAAUAGAGCGAGUUCAACAGCCAACGGAAUGGGUAAAUAGUUUAGUAACUGUCGUAAAACCCAAUGGAAAAAUACGAUUGUGUAUUGACCCGAAAGACUUAAAUCGCGCAAUUAAACGUGAACAGUAUCCUAUGAAAACUAUAGAAGAAGUUAUCUCGCGAAUGCCGAAUGCCAAAUUCUUCUCGAAGCUUGAUGCUACCCAAGGCUACUGGCAAGUACAACUUGAUGACGAAAGUGCAACGAAAUGCACAUUUAAUACACCGUUUGGUCGAUACCGUUUUCAUCGUCUUCCAUUCGGAAUUUCGUCUGCACCGGAAGUGUUUCAGCGUAUUAUGUCUCAAAUUUUUGAUGGCAAUGAAGGAAUCGAAGUUAUUGUCGAUGAUUUAUUAAUAUGGGGUGAAACUCGAGAACAACACGAUGAACGUUUGAAACAAGCAUUAGAAAGAGCUCGCGAAGCUGGAGUGAAACUUAACAAGGAUAAAUGUGAAAUUGGACUACAACAAGUAACUUAUAUUGGACAUACGUUGAGUUCAAAUGGAUUAAAACCGGAUGUGAACAAAGUCGAAGCUAUCAAAACAAUGGAUACACCGACAGAUAAGGCAGCAGUCCAGAGAUUUCUUGGGAUGGCAACGUACCUUGCUAAAUUUAUCCCAAAGUUCUCACAAUUAGCUGCUCCCCUGCGACUGCUACUUGAAAAGAACACGGCAUGGCACUGGGAUGUGCAGCAACAAAACAGUUUCGAAGGAUUAAAGCAAACAAUAACAAAUGCACCUGUUUUGAAAUAUUAUGAUGUAAACAAACAUGUAACUAUUCAAGUUGAUGCUAGCCCUGAUGGGUUAGGAGCUGUCCUUUUACAGGACGAGCGCCCAGUCGCAUAUGCAUCACGGUCAUUAACACAAACACAACGAAACUAUGCGCAGAUAGAAAAAGAGAUGUUAGCUAUCACAUUCGGUUGCGAGCGAUUUCAUGACUAUAUUUUUGGAAAGAAAUCAGUUACGGUACACACAGACCAUAAACCUUUAGAGUUUAUUUUUAAGAAGCCCCUUUAUCAUGCGCCACUAAGGCUCCAAAGAAUGAUUUUGAGAACACAAAAAUAUUCCAUAAAUGUCCAGUAUAAACCAGGAAAAGAGCUGCUCAUUGCAGACACCCUAUCCAGGGCCUGCCAGCAAAGCAACAACAGCAUUAAUGAGCUGACAAGGGAUUUCGAAGUGAAUGUUAUAGACUUUCUACCAAUGUAGAGAAAGUUCAACAACUUCAGUCAGCAACGGAGGUUGAUCAAGAUUUGAAAGAACUGAAUAGCUGUAUCAAAGAAGGCUGGCCAACAGACAAAUCCAAAGUACCAGAAGGUGCAAAACCAUACUGGAACUAUCGAGACCAAAUAAUCGAACAAGCAGGACUAUUGUUCAAAGGAAAUAAAGUCAUUGUUCCACGUGUGCUACGGUCAGAAACGCUCAAGAUAAUACACAAUGCUCAUCUUGGCAUUGAAAAAUGCAAACGGAGAGCGCGGGACAUAUUAUUUUGGCCUGGUAUGAAUGCCGAGAUAGAAGACCUUGUCAAGAAAUGCCAAGUUUGCCAAGUCCACCAGGUAAGAAACACGAGAGAACCCCUUCAUCCCCUAGACAGUCCUUCAAGACCUUGGGAAAUAGUUGCAACAGAUCUAUUUGAGCUGGAUGGAUCUUCAUAUCUGAUUCUUGUUGAUUCCUAUUCUGGGUUUUUUGAAAUUGCUCAACUGACUGGAACUAAAAGUUCCUCUGUGAUAACCCAUUGCAAGUCCCAAUUUGCCCGUCAUGGUAUACCGGAUACAUUAAUAUCAGAUAACGGCCCACAGUUUGCCAGCCAUGAAUUCGCCACAUUUGCACAAGAGUAUGGAUUUCAACAUACUACAUCAAGUCCCCAUUUUCCACAAUCCAAUGGGUUAGCCGAAAGAUAUGUACAAACAGCCAAGAACCUCUUAAAGAAAGCAAAGCAAGCAGGCACUGACCCCUAUCUCGCCCUGUUAGCAUAUCGCAACACCCCAGUUAAUGAAAAAUUGGGAUCCCCAACCCAGAGAUUAUUUGGUAGAAGAACAAAAAACCACCUUACCCACUUCGACCACACUAUUAGAACCAAAGAUAAUUGAACCCAAAAUAGUCAAAGAAACCCUCCAUAAGAACAAAGAAAAACAAAAACAGUACUUUGACCAUCACACUAAAGAGCUUUCAGUCCUUCAACCAGGUGCUAAUGUUCGGUAUGAGACUAACACUGGACUAAAAGCAGCAGUAGUGAUUGAAAAGAGAAAAGAGCCCAGAUCGUACAUGAUCCGUACAUCUAAUGGGUUCGUAUUGCGAAGAAACCGGAAACAUCUAUAUGAAUCUACUGGCAUGAACAGAUUGGAGAACUGUGAUCUAGAUGAUGACAACAUCACCGAGUACCAACCUCCACACCAAAUACCAAUUGCCGUGGGUAGGCAGCAAAAUGGGUUAGAACCUGGACAAGCACCACAACCACCACAAUUGUACACAACUCGAAGCGGUCAUGCUAGUCGUAAACCAGAAAGAUUUCAAGCCAACUAA